This is a messenger RNA of Hipposideros armiger (great roundleaf bat), 1782 nucleotides long. RefSeq lists its product as uncharacterized. The transcript is spliced from 2 exons. NCBI's taxonomy places the organism in Eukaryota, Metazoa, Chordata, Mammalia, Chiroptera, Hipposideridae. Bases 932 to 1582 code for a protein of 216 amino acids. The record is from RefSeq and is a predicted model, not a curated record.
ACUGCAAAAUACAGUAAUUUUUAUGUAGAAAGCAGGAAGAAUGGAACAGGACUAGAGUUGUCACUGGAGAAACAGUAGUUGCUCAAGUUAGCUGGGGAAAGUAUGGUUAUCUUUUUGUGGUUGCACAGUGUGUUUUUAUCUGUUCAAGCAUGAUUUGUCAUUUUCUUCUCUUUCCAUCCCAUCAGAGACCUCAUCUGAUGUCACUAUUCCAUGACGUUGCUUAUGUUCAUGGGGCAUCCAAGUCAGCUACCACCCUUGGCUCUCAGGGCUCCUUUCCUUUUUAGUGGUGCACCCAAUCAUAAUUAAGAUGAAAAACAAAAGGAGAUAGCUGAUAAGUUCUGAUACUGCUAGUUCCGACUGCGUACAUAUGCUUAACAAAAACUCCACACCAAAGGCUGGCAAGUUUAGUCUGUCUACUGUAAAAACACACCUGGCCUGGUUAACAGGAACUCAAACGAUACUGAACUGGCGCGUUUCUCCAGCAGUGACCUUAGUGGUGACACUCUCUGGCCCAGCACUCAGUUCCUGAAAACCAGACCCCAGGACAAAGCCCUGCCCUCGGGAGCCAGGUGGGGCGACUUGACGGUGCGGAGGAGCAACCCAAGAACUGGGAGCACACCUGUGACCACUUCUCAAGCCCUCAGAACCGCCAUUAUCCGUUUUCGGUUCCCUCUUUCUUCCUAGGCAGGAAACGGCUCUCAUUUUCCUCUCUCACGAGAGUCUUCAAUUCAGGCGUCCUUUGGGCUCACUAUUUGCGGGGGGAAGGGGAGGCGAAACUCCUACUAAGUACCUUCAGGGACUCAGGAAGGUUCAGCAGACGCUUCCCUUGCCUGAGCCACACUCACUGGAGUCCCGCCACACCGGUCCACUAACCCAGGCCCCGCCUCCGCCCGGCUGACCAAUCCCCGACUCCGCUGGCGUCUGGUUUCGUAUGAAAGGAGUGCGUCGCGUCCUCCUGGAAAAGAUGGGGUCUCAUGGGGAAAGUGACCCGCGGUCGCGCAGGCAGCCAGAAGCGGGGUUGAGGCACUGGGUCCUGGGGCUGCUGCUCCCGGGUGUUGGGGCGCAAGGCCGAGCAGGGGACGGAUAUGCCGAGAGCAGCUGCAGCAGCGCUUCCGGAAGCUCCGCGUGCGCACAGCGGGCGGGACUUCUUCCCUCAGGCCCCGCCCAGAGCGCGCUGCCAGGGGUUUUCGUGGGGAUGGUAACUAAGCUUCAGCAGGCAGAACUGCAACUGUGGAUUCUCCUGCGUUCCACCCUGCUCUGGGUUCUCAGAGCGACGACGGAGGUGCCGAGUGUGACAAGCAGGAGCGUGACUCGGAGCCUGAGCCACAAAACGUUGUAUCCAAGGGAGUUUGAUGCCUGCCUGUUAAGUGUUCUGAUGCUUGGACCUGAGGCCGUGGAGGUUUGGUGGCCCAGCUCUCCUGGGUGCUGUUUGCUGAGAUGUGCAGAAUUUCCAGUAUGGAAGAUGGGGCAUCAGGUGUUUAACCUUUUAUUGAACUCUUUAGUCAGAAGAUUAUAUCAAAUGGCCCUGAGAAAAGAAACCAUGGGACGCAGAUAUAUUGAAGUACUCCUCCCACAGAACUGAAGCACACGGGUGUUGAAGCACCAUGACACAAUAUUGUACCAGUCAAGACAGCUCAGGUUGAUACAGCCAGUUUUAUAGGAAAAUCCACUGAUUUCAAUCUAACCUUCUGUAGGGAACAGGUGUUAUUACAGAAGUGGAAGCUAUAUAAACAAUUUGCACCAUGAACUUGUGAAAUCAGAAUUUUUUUUUUAAAUUGGGGA